AUGGCUAGAUACUCAAUGGGUUUCCUUGUCGCCCUCGCCUUGUGUGCCUGCAUGCUUAGCGCUCUAGCGGCACGGGACCUCACCGACGAUAGCUCCACAAUCGCGAGGCACGAGCAAUGGAUGGCCAAGUACGGGCGUGUGUACAGCGAUGCAGCUGAGAAAGCACGACGGCUAGAGGUGUUCAAAGCCAACGUGGAGUUCAUAGAGUCGGUGAAUGCUGCGAACGACAAGUUCUGGCUUGAGGCCAACCAGUUCGCAGAUAUGACCAACGAUGAAUUCAGGGCUACUCAUACAGGGUAUAAACUUCCGGUGGGUGGUAGCAAGGGCCAGAAGAUGACGGGCUUUAGGUACGCGAAUGUCAGCCUUGACGCUCUCCCAACUUCCGUGGACUGGAGAACCAAAGGCGCUGUCACUCCCGUCAAGGAUCAAGGCCAAUGUGGGUGCUGUUGGGCGUUCUCCACAGUUGCCUCCAUGGAGGGCAUUGUGCAGCUCAGCACCGGCACACUGAUCUCUCUAUCGGAGCAGGAGCUCGUGGACUGCGACACCUCGGACAAUGGCUGUGGCGGCGGGCUCAUGGACAAUGCCUUUGAGUUCAUCGUCCAGAAUGGCGGCCUCACCACCGAGACAAACUACCCCUACACCGGCACAGAUGGCACAUGCAACUCCAAUAGGGCGUCCAGCUCCGCCGCAUCCAUCAAGGGGCAUGAGGACGUGCCAGCCAACGACGAGGCAUCUCUACAGAAGGCGGUGGCAGCACAGCCUGUGUCUGUGGCACUUGAUGGUGGGGACGACCUCUUCCGGUUCUACAAGGGUGGUGUGCUAUCUGGUGACUGCGGAACGGACCUCGAUCAUGGUGUUACUGUGGUCGGGUACGGUGUGGCUGAUGAUGGAAAAAAGUUUUGGGUGAUAAAAAACUCAUGGGGAACAUCAUGGGGUGAGGAUGGUUAUAUCAGAAUGGAGAGGGACAUCGCCGACAAGCAAGGCCUAUGCGGUCUCGCCAUGCAGCCUUCCUACCCGACGGCUUAA
Molecule: messenger RNA, 1026 nt
Organism: Lolium rigidum
Lineage: Eukaryota; Viridiplantae; Streptophyta; Magnoliopsida; Poales; Poaceae
Product: senescence-specific cysteine protease SAG39-like
Exons: 2
Coding region: 1-1026 (341 amino acids)
Cellular component (GO): lysosome
Molecular function (GO): cysteine-type endopeptidase activity
Source: RefSeq, a predicted model, not a curated record